AUGGAGACAUCUGCCACAUGCUUACAAAACGCCCUAGCUGACGAAUCUGCGACGUUUCUCUGUCUACCGAAAGAAGCUCGACGCAUGAUCUUCCAGCUCAUCUUUCCCAAGAUCCAGAUCUAUUGCCACUAUGAAGGCCCCUAUUCGCAGUUUGACGAACAAAGCCAGAGGAGAAUCGAACAUCCAGAGAGGAGGUGGUACAGUCGCGGGUGGCAUUUCGAAGGUGCACUUCUCCUUGUCUGUAAGCAGAUCCACCUGGAGGUAAAGUCCGUCAUCUUCAACGCUCCGGUCACCGUCGGUGGGCACUGGAAGGGUGUUUUCUGCCCGUCUGAUUUCCCCACCGGAUGGGAUGUGUCUUCCAGAGUCGUCAAAGUGCAUCCAGGUCGAACAUUCGCCCUCUCCCGGACUCAAAGCAUUUACGGGUACCUCUUCUUGGAUCCUGUGAACUGCCCCAACCUCCGCACCGUCUCGACAAACAUCGGUCGCUAUAUCUGCAAGGAUUACGACCAUCAAGUUCACUACCCUUUCAAGCUACUACCGACCAUCUAUCAAUGCUUGCGACGACAGUUCGAAACACGAGAGCACGUGUCGACCGUGCAUCUAACUGAGCUCGAAGCCAUAUGUGACGUCAAUGCCCUUCAACACGCUCGAGAGACAGACCGAUUCAUCAAAAAGAGGAGCCUCACAUUCAAAUGCAUCACGCUCUUCGAAGUUGUCUGUUGGGAGGAUACUGCUUCUGAGGGUGAGCCGUAUCGAGAAUGGGACCCACGCUAUGAUCAGGGGCCUGACUUUCAGCAUGCUUUCAGUGUACUCGUCUUAUGGGACAAAGAUGGACUGAGAGUUGAAAACAUGCCGAGGCUCGAUGGAUUUUUCGCAGAGCAUGGGCGACGGAUAUACUCUGGCAGCAAUAUUUGGGAAGCCGAUGAGUGGUUUGCCAAAGGUCGAACCAUCUGGUGGCACGAUCGAAGCGACGGCAGGCUGUCCCGGUGGUUCAAGUCCCAGGAAUUGGAGGGCCGGGAACACCUCAAUCGGAAGAGUUUGGCGUUGGAAGGGACGGAUGAUUCCAGCAAUACGAACGUCCUGAAUCGAAGCUAG
Messenger RNA from Cladophialophora carrionii CBS 160.54, 1095 nucleotides. RefSeq lists its product as uncharacterized. Lineage: Eukaryota; Fungi; Ascomycota; Eurotiomycetes; Chaetothyriales; Herpotrichiellaceae. The coding region runs from base 1 to 1095 and encodes 364 amino acids. The transcript has 2 exons. The record is from RefSeq and is a predicted model, not a curated record.